CGGCUGAGGCCGGUGAACAAUAGAAAGCAGCAUCCACGUGACCCUGCGUUCCCGGAUGUUGGUUCCCUAAGUUGGUUUCCAACUGUCCCUAUGGGGCCACUGAAUACCUAGUGUGUCACGUGAUUGGGGAGGUUUCUUCCCUGUAUUGCUGCCGGAUUAUGGCCGGCGCUGGGUGCACGCGCGUGGCAGCAGGAUUUAUACAACAACCCUAGUGCGUGCAAUGACACAGAAACCACGUGCUUCCAAACGCCGCCUACUCCGCUUCGGAAUGGCGCACGUCUGUGAUCGAGCUGCCAUCGGCGAUGACGAUCGUCGCUGCGAAUUUUGCAGCAAACUAUUAUUACAGAGGAAGAACAUGCUGCAACACAUCAGGAACGUUCACAAAAUGGCCGUGGAUGUCAAGAAAUUGAUGAAAUGCGACGUAUGUGGCACUUCCCUGCCUACAAUGGAGAAGUAUUCGGUGCACCAGAUCGCUGCGCACAACUUCGAGGCUGACUACGUGCACUUGGUGUUCCGGAACAAUAAGGAAUUUCAUGAAUGGAAAGCAGAAGAAGAGGGUAGCCAAAACUGCUGGCUCAUUUUGCCCAGGGACCCCAAAAAGCUGGCUAGUGGAGAGACAAGGAUCCACUAUUACUGUAAUAGAUCAGGUGAGGCAAGGAAAAAGGAAGGUCAUAGUGACCGUCGGGAGAAAAGUCAGGGGAGCUGUAGGGCUGGUAAGAUAUGUCUUUCAUUUAUUACCGUCGCAAUGGACAACACUCAGAGUCCGACACCUGAAGGCAUCACCAUAAAAGUCAGGUAUAAAAGAAACUAUUACGGUCAUAAACCAGAAAUUCAGCACUUGAGAAUGAGUGACAAGGAAAAGGCCAGCGUAGCAGAGAACCUAGAAAGGGGUGUGCCCAUGAAAACAAUUCUAAAGCGAAUAAGAACAUCUGUGGCAUCCAAGCUGAGGCCAGUGCACUUGGCAGAGUGCUCAACCCUGCAUAACAUCAAACAGCAGUUUAACAUUGCUGCUCCUGAACAUUGUCACACUAAUGACGCUAUCAGUGUAGACACAUGGGUGCUUGUGAUGAAAUCAUCAUCAUCAUCAUCAUCAGCCUGGUUACGCCCACUGCAGGGCAAAGGCCUCUCCCAUACUUCUCCAACAACCCCGGUCAUGUACUAAUUGCGGCCAUGCCGUCCCUGCAAACUUCUUAAUCUCAUCCGCCCACCUAACUUUCUGCCGCCCCCUGCUACGCUUCCCUUCCCUUGGGAUCCAGUCCGUAACCCUUAAUGACCAUCGGUUAUCUUCCCUCCUCAUUACAUGUCCUGCCCAUGCCCAUUUCUUUUUCUUGAUUUCAACUAAGAUGUCAUUAACUCGCGUUUGUUCCCUCACCCAAUCUGCUCUUUUCUUAUCCCUUAACGUUACACCUAUCAUUCUUCUUUCCAUAGCUCGUUGCGUCGUCCUCAAUUUGAGUAGAACCCUUUUCGUAAGCCUCCAGGUUUCUGCCCCGCAGGUGAGUACUGGUAAGACACAGCUAUUAUACACUUUUCUCUUGAGGGAUAAUGGCAACCUGCUGUUCAUGAUCUGAGAAUGCCUGCCAAACGCACCCCAGCCCAUUCUUAUUCUUCUGAUUAUUUCCGUCUCAUGAUCCGGAUCCGCCGUCACUACCUGCCCUAAGUAGAUGUAUUCCCUUACGACUUCCAGUGCCUCGCUGCCUAUUGUAAAUUGCUGUUCUCUUCCGAGACUGUUAAACAUUACUUUAGUUUUCUGCAGAUUAAUUUUUAGACCCACUCUUCUGCUUUGCCUCUCCAGGUCAGUGAGCAUGCAUUGCAAUUGGUCCCCUGAGUUACUAAGCAAGGCAAUAUCAUCAGCGAAUCGCAAGUUACUAAGGUAUUCUCCAUUAAUUUUUAUCCCCAAUUCUUCCCAAUCCAGGUCUCUGAA
This is a messenger RNA of Dermacentor andersoni, 1921 nucleotides long. The record is from RefSeq and is a predicted model, not a curated record. Lineage: Eukaryota; Metazoa; Arthropoda; Arachnida; Ixodida; Ixodidae.